This is a messenger RNA of Microcebus murinus (gray mouse lemur), 1654 nucleotides long. NCBI's taxonomy places the organism in Eukaryota, Metazoa, Chordata, Mammalia, Primates, Cheirogaleidae. The record is from RefSeq and is a predicted model, not a curated record.
UUCUCCAAGCCCACUUUGUAUAAUAUGUAGUGACCAGCUAUCCAAUGAAGCCAUGAAACCUUUAAAACUGCUUCACCAGGUGGAGACCAAGCACCUUGCAUUAAAAGACAAGCCUUUGGAGUACUUUAAAAGAACAAAAUGUGAACAUGAAAAACAAAAGCAAUUAUUGGAGGCCACCAUUUCAUCGAAUGUGUCUGCACUGAGAGCAUUGUUCUUAGUGGCUAACCUCAUUGCUAAAGCUAAGAAGCCCCUUACUAUUGGUGAAGAGUUGAUUCUGCCUGCUGCUAAGGACAUUUGCCAUGAACUUUUAGGAGAGGCUACAGUUCAAAAGGUGGCACGUGUUCCUCUUAUGGCUAGCCCCAUAACUAGACUAAUUGAUGGAAUAGCAGAGGCUAUUGAGGUACAAUUGUUAGAGAGGAUUAAAGAGUCACCGUGGUUCACAAUCCAGGUUGAUGAGUCUAUUGAUGUUGACAACAAGGCAACGGUGCUUGUUUUUGUGGGAUAUAUUUUUCAGGAGGAUGCACAUGGGGCUAUGUUAUGUGCACUUUUGUUGCCAGCCAACACCACAGCUGCAGAACUAUUCAAGUCUUUGAAUGACUAUGUAUCAGGAAAACUGAAUCGGUCAUUUUGUGUUGAUAUAUGCAUGGAUGGAGCUGCGGCCAUGACUGGAUGGCUUUCUGGUUUCACUAGUUGGGUCAAGGAGGUCGCUUCUGAAUGUGAGUCUAUGCGCUGUGUCAUCCAUAGAGAAAUGCUGGCUAGCUGGAAACUGUCACCUAAACUAAACAACGUUUUGUAGGAUGUGAGUAAAAUUAUCAACCACAUCAAAGUACAUGCCCUUAACUCAUGUCUGUUCACGCAGCUCUGUGAGGAGAUGGAUGCAGAGCACACACGUCUUCUCUUAUACACAGAAGUGACAUUGUUUUCCAAAGGUAGAUCACUGGCCAGAGUUUUUGAGUUACCAGAGCUACGCCAGAUAUUUCUUUUAGAAAAACAGCCAGUGUUCAUUGGCAGCACAUUUCAGUGACACAGAAUGGGUUGCAAAACUUGCUUACUUGUGUGACAUAUUCAACCUGCUCAACAAACUCAAUCUGUCACUUCAGGGGAGAACAACAACUGUGUUCAAGUCUGCAGAUAAAGUGGCUACAUUCAAAGCCAAACUGUAAUUAUGGGGGUGACGAGUGAACACUGGGAUUUUUGACAUGUUUCAAACAUUAGCAGAGAUUUUGAAAGAGACUGAGCCAGGGCCUUCUUUCUCCCAGAUGGUGCAUGCUCACCUAUCUCAGCUUUCAAAAGAGUCUGAGCAUUACUUCCAAAUCACAAAGACCCCUGAACAGGGAAGGAGUGUAUCCAUGACCCAUUUGUGGAUAAGCCAGGUGAAUCAACUUUGUGCUAGAAGAGGAUCAACUGCUUGAGAUCGCAAAUGAUGGUGCCCUCAAAAGUAUGUUUGAGACAACUUCAGAUCUCUAUACGUUCUGGAUUAAAGCCAAGGCAGAAUAUCCUGAGAUUGCCACAAAAGCACUGAAAAAUUUGCUUCCAUUUCCAACAUCCUAUCUUUGUGAAGCAGGGUUUUCUGCAGUAACAGCAACCAAAACAAGAUUACUCAGUAGACUGGGCAUAAGCAACACACUUUGGGUGUCACUGUCUCCCAUCACUC